GGCGGCGCUUCCGGGGGGCGUAACGCGGAAGUGGGGAGCGCCGUGUCGGAGGAGGCUGCGCGGCUGGAGGGAGGAGCCUGUGCUGGAGCGCCCCCUCGCGUUGGGGCUGUGCGCAGCGGCUGGCCGCAGCCUAUCCCGGCCCCUCGCUAUGAACAUAGACGUGGAGUUCCACAUCCGCCACAACUACCCCUGGGCCCGCCUGCCUGCCAGCGUCCGCCAGGGUCUUGGAAACUCUCAGAGGGAGUAUGAAAAGCAGGUUGUACUCUAUAGUAUUCGUAAUCAGCUACGAUACCGAAAUAACUUAGUUAAGCAUGUCAAGAAAGAAGAACGAAAAUACUAUGAGGAACUGUUAAAAUACAGUAGAGAUCAUCUCAUGCUGUACCCUUACCAUUUGUCUGACAUCAUGGUAAAAGGCCUGAGGAUAACACCAUUUUCGUAUUACACAGGAAUAAUGGAGGAUAUAAUGAACAGUGAAAAAAGCUACGAUUCAUUGCCUAACUUUACUGCUGCUGACUGUCUACGGCUUCUUGGUAUAGGAAGAAACCAGUAUAUUGAUCUAAUGAACCAGUGCAGGUCAUCAAAAAAAUUUUUCAGAAGGAAAACUGCUCGUGAUCUGCUACCAGUAAAGCCAGUGGAGAUUGCCGUAGAGGCCUGGUGGGUGGUGCAGGCUGGCUACAUCACAGAGGAUGACAUUAAGAUUUGUACUACAUCUGAGAAAUCUGUUAUUGACAAGAUAAUUGAUUCAGGUCCUCAACUUGCUGGAUCACUAGACUACAAUGUAGUUCACAGUUUAUAUAACAAAGGAUUUAUUUACCUUGAUGUACCAAUAUCUGAUGACAGUUGUAUAGCAGUGCCUCCACUUGAAGGUUUUGUAAUGAACAGAGUGCAAGGUGAUUACUUUGAAACUCUUCUCUACAAGAUAUUUGUUUCAAUAGAUGAACACACUAAUGUGGCAGAGCUUGCAAAUGUUCUAGAGAUAGACUUAUCACUGGUGAAGAAUGCUGUGUCCAUGUAUUGUCGAUUGGGUUUUGCUCACAAAAAAGGCCAAGUAAUGAAUCUGGAAAAUCUUCAUUCAUCAUGGAGGAACAUUCCGUCUAUAAAUCGACUGAAGAGUACUUUGGAUCCGCAAAAGAUGCUCCUUUCAUGGGACAGUGGGGAAAACAGGACUUCUGUACAGGAAGCUUGUUCAUCAGCUACAGAUACUGACACCAACAGUCAAGAUGAUCCAGCUGACACAGCCAGCGUGAGCAGCUUGAGUCUGUCUAGUGGACACACAAAGCGUAUUGCAUUCCUGUUUGAUUCAACUCUCACUGCCUUUCUAAUGAUGGGGAAUCUUUCACCUAACUUGAAAAGUCAUGCGGUAACUAUGUUUGAAGUUGGAAAAUUAUCAGAUGAAUCUCUGGACAGUUUUCUUUUGGAACUUGAAAAGGUUCAAAGCACAGGUGAAGGGGAGGCACAGAGAUACUUUGAUCAUGCACUUACUCUGAGAAACACAAUACUGUUUUUGCGGCAUAACAAGGACCUAGUGGCACAAGCUGCACAACCUGAACAACCAAAUAAUGGUUUUCCUUUGGAUCUCUUACGAUGUGAGAGUUUGCUGGGCUUGGAUCCUGCAACCUGCAGUAGAGUUCUAAACAAAAACUACACACUACUUGUCUCCAUGGCGCCGCUCACCAAUGAAAUUCGACCCAUCAGCAGCUGUACCCCCCAGCAUAUUGGACCAGCUAUACCAGAAGUUAGCUCAGUUUGGUUCAAAUUGUAUAUUUACCAUAUUACUGGUCAAGGACCACCAUCCCUAUUGCUGUCUAAAGGGACAAGGCUUAGAAAACUUCCAGAUAUUUUUCAGGGUUAUGAUCGCUUACUAAUAACAUCUUGGGGUCAUGACCCAGGAGUAGUCCUAACUUCGAAUGUAUUGACAAUGUUGAAUGAUGCUUUAACACAUUCUGCCGUUCUAAUUCAGGGACAUGGCAUGCACGGAAUGGGGGAAACUAUGCAUAUUCCUUUCCCAUUUGAGGAAGCAGAACAGCAAGGAGACUUCUCUCGUGUGAAUAUGGGUGUUCAUAAAGCAUUGAGAAUAUUAAGCGACAAAGUGGAUUUGCAGCAUUUUUGUGGGUAUGUUACCAUGUUGAAUCCUUCCAGUCGACACACAAACAGAAAGCUGAGUGAUGCUUCUGAUGGAAAAGGUGAGCUUGAAUUGGCAUCAGGAUCUGAUGUAAAUGGGAGCACAGAAUCAUUUGAAAUUGUUGUUGAAGACACAUCUGUGGAUUCUGCAGCUAAGCAAAGUCCUGAAGUUCCCACAACAGAACUGGAAUGGGUUCCCCUGGAAUUAUGCUUUGGAAUUCCACUGUUUAGCUCGGAAUUAAACCGGAAAGUCUGCAGAAAAAUUGCUACCCAUGGACUAUGUAGAAAAGAAAGCCUUCAAAAACUCUUGCAUUCCAGUAGAAAGCUGUCUCUACAGGUUCUUAACUUUGUUUAUUCAUUCCAGGAAGGUAUUUCAACACUGGAUCUGCUCUCUGACACCAAUUCAAGUUUGUUUUCACAACCGACUUCUGCUGAAAUGGGUGUUCCACUUCCUGCCAAGAAUCUAAUGUUCAAAGAAGGCAUGUUAUCCGAAUGGAAUGGACAGUCCCCGUCCCCAGUUCUUAUUGCAAACGUACUUAAAGAACAAAUCCAAUAGUUUGGUUUCACCGUGCAUUGCUCACUUAAUGCCUUUUUUCUUUGUCUAAUACAAUUAAUUUAUACUGCCAACCACUAAGAAGUGUUUUGCUGCUGCAGCAUAACCCACAUUAAAGUAGUGUUUUUAAGUGUGUUGUGUUGCAGUACUGGGGAAACACGCUGUAUACAACUUGUUAUUCAUUGGCGCAUUUCCGGCUGCAACAGAAAGCUCUUCAGCUAUCAGCGCUAUAUUUGUAUCUUGGGAUAAUCGCUAUUUCUUUUAUAAUUCUAAACACACCUUUUUUAGGCUUUCUGGUUAUUGUUAAAUUUCUAUGCUGUCAUCACAAAAUUGCAAUAGUAAUUUGAUAUGUUCGUUGCUCAUAUAUAAAUUAGUUUUGUAUUUUAUUACUGAAUUCUGUUUAUAAGUAGGAGAUUUGGCUCUGGAAAGGCUUUCAGUAGUGUUCAAAUAGUAAAAAUCUGGUAUCAUGGUGGUAUUAUGGGGCAUUAAGCAUUGUUGCCGAUGUCUGUAUAUUAUGUAGGUCAGCCUGAUGAUGAUGAAGGUUUGGUUUGGUAAAUCAACAUAACAAUAAUGAAUUGACACUUUCUAUGAGGUCUUAAGUUUUGAAGACAUAAAAUCCUACUGAUGCCUUUAGGAAAUCUUAGAAAAAGAUUGGGUCAAUUUCAUCCUCUGUGUAAUUUCAUGGAGAGCAGUAGAAUUGCACCAGGGAUUAAUUUGGUUCCCUCUGUUCCUAGAAAGCUGUUUACGUAUAUAGUAGUGUAUUUCUUUUGUCCCUUGUUUUAUUGGAGCACUUACAUGAAACUAGGAUCUUUGCGCCUUAAGCAUGUUUGCUUCUGUCACAUGCAGUGUUGUUGGGGUCGUGUUGGACCCAGGAUAUUAGACACACAAGGUGGGUGAGGUGAUAUCUUUUAUUGAAGCAACUUCUGUUGGUGAGAGACAGAAGCAUUUGAGCUUACACAGAGUAGACCUGAAGAAGAGCAGUGUGUAAGCUUGUGUGUCUCAUGAACGAAAGUUGCUCCAAAAAAAGAGAUUACCUCACCCACCUUGUCUUUGCUUCUGUCACUUAUUCCUCACCGGAAGCUGUUCAUUUAUGUUUGUAACAUCGCUGUGGAAAAGAGUGAUGUCACAAACCAAACAUGUUAAUGGCAGAAUAAACAGUUGGAGAAGCCUUAAUACUAAAAGAACAAAGCUUUUGGUUUUUAUGUGGGUGUUCUCAAUAAAGAAAAAAUGCAGAAAAAAGUGCCGAAAAUCUGUAGGCAGAUGUAUUUCUUUAAACAGUUCUUUUAAGUUUUCCGUAAGCCAUCAACUACUCAUGACAAAUAUCAACUUAAUCAUUUCUAGGUUUAGAAGGCUUCCUCCCUAGAGGUGGGAGGAAUUUGUGCAGUGUUACUUCAUUUUAGUUUAUACUAACUCUGCAAGGUGGUUUCCUGCCCUUUUAAACACAUCGUAUCCAGUUAAGCAUACUAGGAAAACAAGUAUGUAGAAUAUUUUGAAGAUUAGUGUCUAAAAAUUUCUGAUGACUUUUUGUUUACUGGAAUUCAUUAAUAUACUAUCUUUAAAAUGAAAUUGAACCAUGCUGUCAGCACCUGCCUGCAGUUUAAGCAAUUAUUGGACCAAGAACCUGUGCAACAUGCAGUGCUGGAAAUUGUACAUGGUAAAUGUAGUAAUGUUCAGUUUUUGUAUUUGUUUGAUAAGAGGGUAAGAAGAAAA
Molecule: messenger RNA, 4384 nt
Organism: Caretta caretta (loggerhead turtle)
Lineage: Eukaryota; Metazoa; Chordata; Testudines; Cheloniidae
Gene: FAM91A1
Product: family with sequence similarity 91 member A1
Biological process (GO): intracellular protein transport
Cellular component (GO): cytoplasmic vesicle; trans-Golgi network
Source: RefSeq, a predicted model, not a curated record